AGGUUUAACUCACACGGCUCAACAAAUCUCUACGAUGAUACCUGGCAACACAUGUGUCUCACCUGGGAAAACACAAAAGGAGAAGCGAAACUCUAUAAAGAUGGCCAAUUUACAGUACAGGAUACGAAUAAUGCCACUGAGAACUUUAAAAUUACGGCUGGCGGCUGUCUGGUGCUUGGACAAGACCAAGACUCCAUUGGCGGACGAUUUGAUCGUGAGCAAACUCUUCAUGGCCGAUUGGAAAGUGUCGACAUGUGGGAUAAAGUUCUGUCCGAAAGCGACAUUGCCGCUCAGUACACAAGUUGUAGUGUACCUAAUGGUUCUGUUUUUAACUGGUCUGUAUUUAAAAAUCUUGCUCAUGGCAAUGUCACAAUAAAAUAG
This is a messenger RNA of Pocillopora meandrina, 381 nucleotides long. Lineage: Eukaryota; Metazoa; Cnidaria; Anthozoa; Scleractinia; Pocilloporidae. The record is from the annotation of a GenBank genome assembly.